This is a messenger RNA of Bacidia gigantensis, 2115 nucleotides long. RefSeq lists its product as uncharacterized. Gene Ontology annotation, molecular function: DNA binding. Lineage: Eukaryota; Fungi; Ascomycota; Lecanoromycetes; Lecanorales; Ramalinaceae. The transcript is spliced from 3 exons. The coding region runs from base 1 to 2115 and encodes 704 amino acids. The record is from RefSeq and is a predicted model, not a curated record.
AUGACAGAGACGAUGAUGGGAACACAUUCUCAGGACCCUGCUUCCGAAUGGGCUCAAUUCGACUUUGGACCGCUCGAUCCAACGUAUCCAUCGCUCGAUACCGACUUUGACUCGACUCCACCGCUGCCUCAUUUCCAUCAGCCUUUGUAUGGGGGAUUUUCUAAAGACAUUGGCAGUGUGCUAGACGAAAGUCAUAUGCACCACAGCCCGUCUAGCUCGUCUCAGUCCAACGAGGCCCAUGGCAUGCCAGCGCCAUUUACGAUGGAUCAGCCCCAACUAUCCCAUGAGCAAGUGGCUGCUCUAGAAACUUGCUUUGUAGCUGCUCCAAGGCCGAAGAUCGGCUUCAAGAGAGGGCUUGCUGAGAAACUAAAGAUGGAUUUACCGCAAGUCAACAAUUGGUUUCAAAGCCGUCGGCAGGAGACCAAAUCUCAGAAUGGUCAUGACAAACAAAUUUCCGACCUGACGAGUAACAAUCCUCCACUGACUACUCUCGCCCAGCCCACGGCGAUGCUUACAUCCGAGACACAAAUCUUAGGCGACCCAUUUUCAGAUCAACAAGCUCUUCCAGGACCCGACCCUUUCCCAUACAAUUUCGACCUCAAUGACUAUGCCUCACACCUUCAAAGCCAAAUAGUCCAGUCUCAAUCUGCCAGUCGAUCCUUUGAUCAUGGCAGCAGUGAUGGUCGCCUGGGGGCUUUUCAAGAGAAAACAGCCUCUGAUCCAUCUUGGAUGAACGAUCUUCAGCACAUCCCAGCCAGCCAGCCUUUCACCAUGUCUGAGGAUUAUCGUCAGGAAACAGCAACCUCUAUUUCGCCCCCAGCACUUGCAGCCUCUCAAGUCUUUUCUUUUGACGACAAUCGGAAAGAAUACGUAAGCCCAAUCUCUCUCUUGCAGAAUAUACCAUCUGGAAGCGGUAUACCCGAAGAACCGUCAUCUUUGAACCUCAAUUCCGACCCGUCCCCUGUUGGCGAAGGUCCCCACCCAACUCCGCCUCCAAUGCCGUGGUUGACCUCAGAAUUCGACAAUCGUCGGGCAUCGGACUCGUCAGAAUUAGCUCACAACGUCGAAGAAUUACACCUUCAGCAUUCGACAUCUGCCCUGGCUUUAGCAAGUACAAGAUUGGGCCCAUCAUCGCAUUCAAGCGUGAUGUCAACGAUAGGUAUCAGCACCCCUGACACAAGUCCCGAACAGACAAUAGGGAAGCCACUUGCUGCUGCACCAGACUUAGCUUCUCGAAGAAAGCGCCAUCGUCCAGCAGCUCUACGUCCCGAAUCGAAUCGAAGUGUAUCGUUUGCCGGGCCAAAGACCAAUUCCCCACAUUCGAGAAACUCCUCGGUCAGCCUCGGGCAGUCAAGUCAGGUUCGACGCAUUCAAUCCUCAGGUCAACUCCCGAACAACAAUCAAUUUCGGGUGCACAAGUCAACGAACAGCUCUAUGCAAAUCUCGCCACGUAGCCUCCAGGCACAUAUUGAUAAGCAUUCCUUGCAUCAAACCGAGAGAAGAUCCACAACAGAACCUAUUCCUAACCAGGCAUCGUGUUCAGCUUUGCAUCACCCAAAGAGCAAACCAUCUGCAUCCGCGGCCUCUGCCCACCAUGCCCCAGGCAAAUUCGUCGGUCCCCAAUCUGCCUUCAUCUCAGCCUCAGCUUCCACUCUCGAUCCAGGUUCCAAGCCAGCACAGCUUGCAAACACAAGUAUAUCAUGGCCCCCCCUCUCUGCUCCACCUCACCAAACUACGUUCUUCGAUGAUUCACCUGCCCAUAACGGGCCUUUUCCUCCUCCAAACUCACAGCAUCAGACCUUCGCAUCUCAUGAUGGCGCUUAUAGCACGCCUUCUCAUCAUCCGUCGACGCAAUUCACACCACAGGGCCCUGGUGGAUACCUACCUCCGUUUGCACCUCAAUAUCAUUUUCCGCAAGACGGUUCCCCUUUGUCUACUUAUUCAGGAACUGGCUUCUUGCCCAGCUAUCCACCUACUGGACAGCCUACGACUCCAGUUGAGCUUGAUAUUAAGAUCGACAUUGGCCCUGAGCCGAAGCUGCCAUCACGAUUCGACAAUUGCUCGUUUCAGAAUACAUUCGCAGUCACGUAUACGCAAAAUGGGGACAAGAAGUGA